Molecule: messenger RNA, 982 nt
Organism: Nanorana parkeri
Lineage: Eukaryota; Metazoa; Chordata; Amphibia; Anura; Dicroglossidae
Gene: CFAP410
Product: chromosome unknown C21orf2 homolog
Exons: 7
Coding region: 55-831 (258 amino acids)
Biological process (GO): cytoskeleton organization; mRNA splicing, via spliceosome
Cellular component (GO): U4/U6 x U5 tri-snRNP complex
Molecular function (GO): protein binding
Source: RefSeq, a predicted model, not a curated record
GUCACACAGGAAGGCCAGUCUUUAACUGGGGUUCAGAAAGAUUGUGAAACGGUAAUGAAGUUAACACGAAAACAAGUUCUGUCCAGGGCAAAGGCUUCAGAGUUGGACAGUGUGAGGAAAUUGAACUGCUGGGGAAGCCGCCUUACAGAUAUUUCAAUAUGUCAGGAGCUUCCAAGCAUUGAAGUUAUGACUUUGAGUGUAAAUAGAAUUUCCAUCCUUGAACCGAUAAGCCACUGUCAAAAUCUGACUGAGUUGUACUUGAGAAAGAAUAAUAUUUCCAACUUGGGUGAACUUUACUACCUGAAGCUGCUACCCAGACUGAGAAUACUGUGGUUAUCAGAGAACCCUUGCUGUAGCUCUGAUCCUUGCAGAUACAGAAUGACAGUACUGAGAAACCUGCCCAACCUUCAGAAGCUCGACAAUCAAGCUGUGACAGCUGAUGAGCUCUCCCAAGCCAUUAUAGAAGGUGAAGAGUUUAUAGCUCCUCCAACUGUAACUUCCAGCACAGAAACUGGCCACUCGGGACCACCAACAGAACAGAAUGGGGGUGAAGUUACAACAGAAUCUGAAAAUGACUUGCUAAAUUUCAGCAUGGAAGAAACAAAUAAAAUUCGUGAACAGCUAGGCAUGAAGCCAUUACCAAGAGACAAAUUUUCUCUUUUUGCUUCUCCACUGGAAUCAGAUGCAGGAAGGAAGAAAAAGAAUAACGUCCUUAAUGCAAUUUUGCUGCUGCUCAAGGACCUGGACACAGAAGGUUUGGAAAUUGUUCAGAGAACCGCAGGGAAUAGGAUUCAUCAGCUACAGAGAAAAGAACUCCAGGAGGAGAGAUAAAUGUGUCAAGGAGGCAGCUGCAUGUACUACCUGCAACUUUAGCAUUCCAAUGACAAACUGCAAUCUAGACCAUAAUCGCACUAUACAUACAUUUUUUUUGAUGAAUGCUGAAGUCAAGAGGAACAAAUCGAGCAAAAUUAGCUGUGUGAGG